GUCAGCCGAUGGCCCUCUGGGAAGAGGCUUCCGCCCAAGAGGUUGCGGAAUUUCGUGCACACGACAGGGCGGUGGCAGAAGAAAUUGGGCAAGCGUGCAUCGAGGUGGUGCUGAACCAUGACCAACAGGCAGUUGUGACAUUCACGGUUAGCGAGGGGCUAGUCGGAGGCAUCGGAAAGCUGAGCCACAACUUGCAAGGUUUGAAAGAGACCAUCUCCCUGGACUACCUGAGCCUGUCGGUCAUUGAAGACAGGUUCGGCAUGGCAAUAGCAGAAGCCUUCCAAAUGUGGCAUGCCAUGCAAGAGGACACCGACCAUAUGGUGAGGAAUGUGGCUGAGGGGCCAAUGUUUGACUGUGAGGGAGAUGGCCGCGCCUCGUCGUCUACCAGCUCCACGGUCGAUGCUGAGCAGCACGGACGAAGAGAUGUGGAGCACUCCUCCUUGACCGGGGCGGAGGUGGCGCACAUUGAAGGACAUGGGGAGCACUCACAAUUGGCGGAGUCGGAGCAGGACGGGCCUGUGGAAGGCACCGGAGAUGCAGAGGUGGAGGAGGGUCAUGCUGGCUCGACUAGAAGUUGGUGGUGCCGCCAGGAGGACCCGAUUCUGCACUACCUCGAGGUUCCGGCAGUGCUGAGGGUGGAGAUGGACUCGAACCUGGACACGCAGGCUGCGCAGCACAUGGAUGAUGUGGAGGGCAAUGCUAGUGCGGCUUUGGAUGCAUCGUUGGACCGCAACGCCGUCGACAUGGAUGUGGAUCCUGGGAUGAGUGCAGCUGAGCCGUACGUGGUGCCUAGCGCAUGGCAGAGAGUGUUGGCAGCAUGGAACGAUCCGGCUAUCGGGGCCGGACUGCCGGACUCGGCAUUGAGCCACGGGGACUUUCAGCAUGGCGCCGGGCCAACUCCGAGCCAGUCGUCGAGUAUGGAAGAUGAUGCGAUUGC
Symbiodinium pilosum is the source of this 937-nucleotide messenger RNA. Lineage: Eukaryota; Dinophyceae; Suessiales; Symbiodiniaceae. The record is from the annotation of a GenBank genome assembly.